UCGUCGAGCAACGGUCCUGUUUUCUUUACUAUCAAUUAACUAAAUAUCUGUUACUAUACCUUUGUCGCAUGUGCGACAGGCUCCACUACGUAGCUCCGCCACUGACGUUACGUUUCUUAUAACUAACUAAGCGUGCUAAAGCUUUUGAUAAACAGUAAGAUGUCGCAGUGUAGUAGUUUUCACACACAACUGGUUUCCGUUAUGGAGACGUUGACUAAAGCAGCAAUUGCAGAGAUAUGCAAGCUAGUCAACGACGGUAAUGCCGUUUUGCGUUCUGAAAUGUGUCGACGUCAGACUGAGAAUGAAGUCCUGAAGACGAAACUUAAGUUACUGGAGAGUGAGCUGAGACUGGCGCGGAAACAUGGACGCAGGGACAGAAGAGCUGGAUAUGGGGCGAGUCUUGCAAACAGCUGUGCGGAUGAAGUUCACAUUUCUAAUAGAUCAAGAAGCACUGGAGAAAGAGCGAUGAACAGUGAAUGGUCCGCCCCCCACGGCACAGAAGAGCUCUCACCCCAGCAAGAAAGCAGCCUUUUACUGUCUGUCGCUAUCACUGAUGAGCAGUCUUCAGAGACUGAGGGGGAUGGACCUGAAUCAUUUCUUAUCAAGGAGGAAAGACCUAAAGAGGACUUGGGGAACAGACAACUCCAGGAAGGACUAAAGACUGGUGGGGAGGGUGCUACUGAACAUAUUGCUGAGGAUGGGGCUCCCACUGACCAGCAGCAUUGUGAGGUGAGGUGCUUCAGUCUAAGGCAAGAGAUGCAGCCAACACCUGCACGAUGCAACGAGAGGCACGAUCAGCUGGGGAAUGUUUUCACACACAGUUACAGUGACGAAGAGACUGAUCAAGAUGAUUUUUACCUGGGAGACAGAGACUCUGGAUAUCAGUCUGUUAACACAGGCCAGGAGCCACUUCUCUCUGGAGAGGAGAGUGUUGGACACACUCUGGCAUCCCAGAUAGGGUGUCUCGAUGUGAAACCAGAGUCUGUGCCACUCAAAGAGGAGGCAGACAUGCAAUCAGUGUGUCCUGCUUUGGACAAAAUGAGACAUUUUAGGCAGUACCCACUGAAUAAUGGUGACUUGACACUACAGUCUAAUCUUACGCAAUAUAGCCAUUCAUUACCAAAGUCCCUAAUGUCAACAAUAUACAGCAGAUCAGAGUUAGAAUUAGACAUUCUGAGCAAGAAUGGAAGUACCUCUUCUGAGAUUUCUACAUUAACUAAGGAAAUGAAGACCCGACGGAGACCUGGCACUGGGAAGAGACCAAUCAGUUGUGCAUAUUGUGGGAAGAGUUUUGUCCGUAAAGAUAAUCUAAAGGUGCAUUACAGAAUUCACACAGGAGAGAAACCAUAUGUCUGUAAGGUGUGUGGGAAAAGUUUUGCUCAGUUUAAUGGGCUUGUACACCAUCGGACUGUACACACAAAAACAAAACUGUUCAGUUGCACACUUUGUGAUAAAAGCUAUGCUCAGAAGUGCAGUCUUAAAGUUCAUCAACGCACACACACAGGAGAAAAGCCCUUCACUUGCACAUGGUGUGGGAAGGGCUUUGCCCAGAGAUGUGGUCUCAAGGUACACCAGAGAAUUCACACAGGAGAGAGACCCUUUAUAUGCAUAACAUGUGGAAAGAGUUUCACCAAUUCAUAUGUUCUUAAAAAUCACCUGCGGAUUCACACGGGAGAGAGACCGUUUGUUUGCAUGAUUUGUGGUAAAACCUUUGCUCAGAACAACAAUCUUAAAGUACACAUGCAGAAACACACAACAGAGACCAUUUAACUCAAAGCAAAGUAAUUGUGAUCUAAAGGGUGACAUUAAAUAGCAUCAAAGUCAUAAGCUAAGAACUUAAUGGUCUAUUUCAGGGGAAAUGCUAUUUGGAUCUCUGGGUGAGUUUUGCAGUGUUAUGUAACAAGAAUUUUAGUGAUUGUACAGUAUGAAUUGGGUUGGUGUUGGAAGUACCCAAAACAGGUAUUUUGCUUCUACAUCUCAAGUUUAGCCAUGGCCAA
Megalops cyprinoides (Indo-Pacific tarpon) is the source of this 1997-nucleotide messenger RNA. Its product is annotated as zinc finger protein 567-like. The record is from RefSeq and is a predicted model, not a curated record. Gene Ontology annotation, cellular component: nucleus. NCBI's taxonomy places the organism in Eukaryota, Metazoa, Chordata, Actinopteri, Elopiformes, Megalopidae. The transcript has 4 exons. Gene Ontology annotation, molecular function: RNA polymerase II cis-regulatory region sequence-specific DNA binding; DNA-binding transcription activator activity, RNA polymerase II-specific. Gene Ontology annotation, biological process: regulation of transcription by RNA polymerase II. The coding region runs from base 160 to 1770 and encodes 536 amino acids.